Messenger RNA from Myripristis murdjan (pinecone soldierfish), 4906 nucleotides. It is a transcript of the gene armc5, whose product is annotated as armadillo repeat containing 5. The record is from RefSeq and is a predicted model, not a curated record. The coding region runs from base 368 to 4258 and encodes 1296 amino acids. The transcript has 10 exons. Gene Ontology annotation, molecular function: protein binding. Gene Ontology annotation, cellular component: cytosol. Gene Ontology annotation, biological process: anatomical structure morphogenesis. NCBI's taxonomy places the organism in Eukaryota, Metazoa, Chordata, Actinopteri, Holocentriformes, Holocentridae.
UUCACCUUUUCCGCCACCAUCUCCCAAAGUUUCUUCUUCUUGCACACCGGCUGGUCAAAAGCCUGGUCCAUCUCCAGGCGGGUGUUGACGAGGUGCCAUGUGGCCUGCAGGGUCCACACAAACUCUGCAGAGGGGGAAACAGCCAGGCGCUGAUAAUGAACUCAUCAGGCUCUCCUCGCAUCGCCACGGCCGGCUGCAACCUGUUAACUUCAGCCUGGACGCACUAACCUGCUUUUGUCUUGUCGGCAUCCAGGGAGUGGACCGAAGCAGUUGGAACUCCAUCUCCCAUCAGCACUAGCGCGUGUAGCGUCAGUGACGAGAGGAAAACUGAGCUAAGAGAAGCUGGGGUCUGCCAGGCAGAGAGAGCAUGGCGGCAGCACCUGUGCAAGGUAACUGGAAGCAGGCUCGGGGUUCGACCCCCUCCAGAGAGGGACCGCCAUCGUCAUCACCAGAGUCAUCGCUGACCUGGUGCCUGUCUCACCUCUCCAAACCCGGCUUGGCGGCUGAGGACCGGGGCAACGGCCAUGCAGAGUCAGGUGGCGGCAGAGAAACGGACAAGAGGUCCAGAGCUGCUCAGUGGCGGGCUCUGGUCGCCAUCCGGACGCAGCACAUCAAGGGCGGCAGCGCCGGCAUCGCCCGGUUCAGAGCUCAGGGGGGCCUCAAGCCCCUCCUGGACCUGCUGAAGCACCCCGAGUGCUCCCGCAAGAUCCUGGACCUCGCUCUGAGCAUCCUGGCCAACUGCUGCACCGAGCUGGAGACACGAAACGAGGUUCGCAAGCUUGAUGGAAUAACUAUUGUAGUGGACAUCCUGAGGAGAAACGUUGCCUUGGAGACGGUCCAAAACAGAGCCGCCAGGGCUUUGGGAAACUUGGCCAUGGAUCCAGAAAAUUCAGCCCUCAUCCACUCCGCCGGUGGUGUUCCCCUUCUCCUCCUCUGUGUGUCUCUUUCCUCCGCUGCGUCCUCCCCGACCGCCGCUCCGACCAAAGCCCCCUGUCCUAAACUGGAGUGCGCCCAGUCAGCUGCCCGGACCCUCCUCUACCUCUCUGAUACGCCCUCUAACCGCCUGUCACUGCUCACCCAAGGGACGCUAUCCUCCCUCGCCCCUCUCAUCGCUCCAGAAUACCCCCAGGGGCUGAGGCGGGCGGCCCUCAGGACCCUGCACGAGCUCACCCGGGGCUGCAGCGUCGAAUGCGCCAGAGAGGUGUCGCGCUCGGGGGUCCUCGCUCAGCUUGGCGCCAUGGCGACGGGCGAGUCCGGCAAACCUUUCGAGGAGCUGGCCCUGAAAACCCUGGCGAACAUGUGCUCCCAAGGCUGCCUGCGCCCCCUCGUGGGGUCGCUGGGCGUCAUUCAGAAGUUUACAGAGGAGGUUAAAAGGGACCCUCUCAAGUCCGGAGUGUUCCUCAAGGCGCUCUGCUUGUGUUGCAAGGAGGCGGUGAACCGGGCUAAGGUGAAGGAGAGUGGCGGGCUGGAGGUGCUAACCGGCUUCCUGGCUGCCCAUCAGAGUCACCCCCUUUCCCGCCUCACCAUCCUGGCCUGUGUCGACUUUGUUUACGACGAAUCUGCCAUGGAGCAGUUGCAAGAAUUAGGGCUGGUCCCUCUGCUUGUCGCCCGACUGGUCGAGUUCACCAAAGGGGAGGAGCCGUCCGCCGAGAAGACGGACGUCAGCUUCAUCUCCAGCAUGUCUCCCACCGAGCUGCUGCCCUCGUCCUGUUUUGAUUCCUUCGACUUCCCUCCUCCUGAAGGCCACAGGAAGGAGGAGGCCGGCAGAGAGCAAAGCCUCGGUUCAUCCAGCUUUCAGAGUCUCAGGUCUUGGCUGGUGUCUGAGGGUCUGAUCUCCUCUGAGGGGGAUCUGCUGGAUUCAUCCGGCGGAGUGGAGGGGGACUGGGCCAGCCUUCAGAUCACACCCUCUUCAUCCCCUCAAACUCCCCUCCCAAACCCCGAUUCCUCUCUCAAAAGCCCCUCCUCUUUGCAUCCUGUCACCCCCUCUGCUUCCAAAUCAGUAGCUCCGCAUGCCCCCGUGUCCUCCUCAGCCCUGCACCAACUAUCAUCGCCAUCGAAAAACGCUGAUCCGCCUCCUUCCUCUGCUCAGCCAUCCUGUGCGCUCACGCCUCCGGUUCAGCUCAGCUCUCCCUCAGGACUUUCCUCUCCCACGAAAACACCUCAAACUCCCGUCUCCCCGUCAAAAUUCUCCUCCCCUCAAAGGAAAAGGCCACGGGUUCAUUCAUCAACACGCUUGGCGAAGGUCACUCUUGACACGCCUCCCUCUGCGCCCCGAGUGAUGGCGUACCACCACCCGUACCACCCCGAACCCUGGACGCCCGAGUCUCCCAUCCUGCUGCUGCUGUCCCGCUUCUCCCACGCCACCGACCCGAGUGCCGCCCUGGUCAACUCGGGCAUCAUCUCCGGCCUGCUCUUCUACCUCACCCAGCACCAAGACCCCAGCAGCAGGUGCUUCCGCCUGCUGUGCCGACUGAGCUGCAACCCAAACUGUUUGCAGGCGCUGGUCCGAACCGGCUCGGUGGCGCUGAUUCGGCACCAUCUCUGCCAGGGGAAGAGCGGGUUGGAGAGGGAGGAGAGGCAGAUGGACCGAGUCAAAGCCAAAGUUAACCAGCUGGGCCUCGCUCUCCUCAGUAAUCUGCGUGUGCAGAGUGAGUCCGGCUUUGGCUCGGGGGUUUUGGCCCAUGUGAUGCUGUCUGGCUCCGAGUCAGACAAGAUGAACUGUGCACUUUCUCUGCCUCUAAUAAACAGUAACAAAGCCCUUUUGAAGAAACUUCUUUUGGACAACGGUGGACUGCUCUUGGCCCUGCAGCCUCUGGGCUGCAGCGAAGACGACACUGAGGAAGACCACACUUUUGAAUGUGGAAGGCUGCUCUCUGAUUGGUUAAAUUCACCUCAUUUAGGCCUGACCUCCCAGCUCCACUCUCUGUACUUUUCUCUCCUGAUUGGAUGCCUGUCGAGCCUGGUGGGCGGCAUCAAAUUGGAGCUUGACAAAAAACACCUCAGCCCAGUUAAAAAACAGUCUGUCAUUGAAACUGGUGGUUUGCCUCCUCCCUUGAAAAAGCCUCGGCUGGCUGACACUUGUCCUUACCGUGACUCGAACUUUGACCUCCUGUUCUUGCUGGACGACGGGACACAGGUAUCAGCCAACAGGGAAGCCGUGGCGGGGGUGGAAGGGACGGACUGGGUCGGUUCUGAAUACUUCAGGGCUUUGUUGAGGGGCGGGUUUGACGAAGCCCAGGGCAGCGCAGGAGGAGCCAUCCCCAUCAAGGACGUCAGCAGAGGAAUGCUGCUACCGGUGCUGCAUUACCUGCAUGGCUGUCGCCUCACAAACGACACAGAAACCUCAGAGGACCAGUUUGGAAACAAUGGGGCAGCCACAGGGGGACAUUGUCAGCUUUUGGGAUCUUUGGCCCAUGAAGGACUGGGCAUCUGCCAGGGGGAGACAGAGGACGACUUCAUGGAGGAGCUGGCUUUCGAGAAAACGCCUCUGGGUGAGAUGAUGACGGGAGCGUGCCGGUUCCUGGUGACCGAGCUGCAGAGAGAGGUGGAGGAUCUCUGCGUGUCUCUUCUGUCCUGCUCUGGCAGGGCUGCGAGCCGAGGUGCGUCGGCUCCCACAGGGGACGAUGCAGGAAGGUCUGAAUGUAAAAUGGAGGAAGAAUGCCAGGAGGUGGAGUCGGCUGAUGAGAGCCUGGCUAGCCAAACAUCUGAGUUAGAGCUGAGUGGUCUUGAGACAGAAUUUUUACCAGGACAGGUGGAGAAACCAAACAAUCCCGUAUCUAGCUCCCCACACCGGGCAGACAGUAAACAGCCCACCGGAUCUGGACCAGUCCGAAAGGCCAGCAGGGCGUUCAGCACAGCUUCAGACUGUAAGACGAUCUCAUGCGUAACUCCGAUUCCCAAAUCAAGCUGUGCGUCAAACUCAGACAAAUCGUUGCAUCCAGCAGAGGUGAAGUUAAGACCAAAGAACUUGCUGACGAGCUCGGCCGCUCAGGACUCCUCCUCCUCCUCGAAAGCCGGUGCUGGAGGUUGGGCCCUGGCUGCUCUGCUCCCACAGGUGUACUGGUUCUCCCAGCGCUACAGCUACCCUGCACUGGGCAGGGCUUGCCUGUCUGUCCUGCUGGGCUGUCAGGACUCCCCCGGGCUCUUCCCCUCCUCCUCCUCCGCUGGGGAUUGCCUUUGCAGGCUGGCCAGAGAGGCUGACUGCACCGAGACUCUGAAACGGGAUCUGCUGAGUCUGGUCACGUUAGCUCUGAGCUGAACGAGGACUGAAAUGCUGUUCAGGUGUGACUGGUGACAUGAAGUCACACGAUGUGAGAGUUGACUUGAGGGCUCAUUAUAAUGCACCGGGAAAGUUACCAUUAUGAUAAUCCAUCAUGAGUUUAUCUGAAUAGUACAAAUGCUGGUUUUGACAGCAUGAUGCCUGAGGACAUGCUGUAUGUCUUAUUUCAAAUUAUUUGUUUACAGAAUUGACUGAUCUUUGAUUUUUAUUUUCAUAAUUUGGAGGCAAAUUUAUUUUCAGUCUAGCUUUGAUGUAAAUUGAUAUACUGUAGCAUAGUUUCCCUGUCCCAGCAUGACAUAAUGUAACAAAUUGUAUUAUAAUUUACUGUUGCUCCAUUAAUUUCUAAUGACAUUUGUAUUUGUAUGUUUCAUAUAUAUCUAUAUCUGCAGAUAUAGAUAUAUAUAUAUAUUUUUCAUUUAGGGAAAAAUUGAGUGAAUGUCAGCACAUUUGUUAAGUGUCAUUUAGCUGGAAAUACUGGAAUUAUCAGGGUUGGUCUAGGUGCCAUUUGUUUAUUCUGUACAUAGAGAUGAAGAGUAGCAGAGAUUGCGAUAGCACAUAAAUAUAUAAACAUAGAUUUCACCUGUUCCAUGUAAAAUCAUGGCUCUGAAUAAAUACCUUGGAACACCA